Symbiodinium necroappetens is the source of this 1749-nucleotide messenger RNA. The record is from the annotation of a GenBank genome assembly. NCBI's taxonomy places the organism in Eukaryota, Dinophyceae, Suessiales, Symbiodiniaceae.
AUGGAGGGUCCACUCGAUGUGACAACAUGUCUCGCGACCGGAGCCGUACUUCUCGCGGGCCACCUCUAUCUGUGCGGGGGUGGCUUUGUAUCCAUGAAGGAAAGGAUACUUCAACAAUGUAAAUCGUCCGAUGCGCCGGCGCAAGUGGGCCGGGUCAAAGACAGUCGCGUGGACGAAGCCUUCCUCCAACUCCGACAGAAAGUUUCCAGAAUUUCCCUCGAGUGUACCCUUCAUGCAAUAUGCCUGGCCUUGCUCUGGUUUUUGUACGAGUUUGCUACGAGACCAGGGCGAGCUCAAGCUAUGAGACUUGCAGCUACCCUUUGUCCGUACUCGAUGAAUCUACUUCUUGCCAGAGAGAGGAUAGAGCUGACAAGGAGGAACCUCCAGGUGUCCCAAGUGCUGUACAUGCUCACCUUCGGCAUCUUUGUCUUGGCGGGAUCUGUUCCAGGAGAUAGUUAUAAUGCAACUGAUCCGGUCGCCCUGCAGGCAUUCCAACUGAGCUGUCGUUUUUCAAUGACGGUGUUCUUUCUAGAUACGGCCUUGGUUGUUCCGUGCCAAUGCCUAGUGUCUCUGGCAGAGUGCUGGGCUUACAGUCCAAGCCGUGGUGAUUCUGCGACUUCCUUCAUCUUUGCCCAGCUUGUGGUGGUGGUCAUAAACGGACUGCCUUCCCUGGCGCUGGAAUUGUGUGUUCGAUCCCACCUUCGCGCCUCCCUGGCCUCGGCAGACGCAGAAUCCAUGGUGCAGGGCUUCCGACACGUCCUUCGCGGCAUCUGCGAUGGCGAGGUGUUGCUCGACAGCAGGAUGCAGAUCUGCGGGGAGGGGAAGUGCCUCCAGCACCUCCUCAUGACCGGAGCCAGCCUCCAGGGCCGAAGCUUCGCGGACUUGAUUUGGGAGGAGCAGAAGCGGGAGUUUGACCGUUUCGUGGAGGUGCAAAAGGGCUCCGAAGACGCUGCGCCGGCUUGUCUCCGCACUUCUCUCCGGGGCUCUUGCAGCAUUCGCGUUUCGGUGGACCUCUUCCAUGUCCCCUUGGAGCUCUAUGGGGAGAAGCAUCACUUGUUCGCCUUUCGGGAGGACGGGAAUCUCAACGAGGUUCAAAGGCAGGCCGUGGAGGGUAUGGAGUUGGAAGCGUCCAUGUUGGGGAGGAUGAAAGGGGCAGAGGCACCUUCGCAGCCCUCGCACCCCUCGCACUCCCAGAGACCAAAUGACCCGGGUUCCGGGUGUUCAGACAGCUCUGUUGGUGCUGGGUGCGUGUUCUCGGCAUACCCCUCCCUCUCAGAAAUUACCUUGCUGGUUGACACAGCCACGCCGAAGUGUGACGUCCGACAAGCACAUCUGAAGUACCGAGCCGAUCGAGAGCACCGAGAAGAGGACAAGGCUUCCCUUUCGCCCUCUCUGAGAAAGCUGGUGCUUCCUCUCGACUGGGAGACGAUCCGUUCCAGGGCCACCCGCUAUGUCCGGAAGGCUCAGCAAGGCCGAACAGAGCCCAAGAACAUGCACGGGAUACGCCUGAGGACAGAAAGCUCACGGAAGCUGGUCAUUGCCAAGACUGCCACGUUGCUCCCUGCCCAAACAGAUCCAACCUCACUUGUAUGGGUGCACCUCUUGGAUUUCGUCGAAGAUAGCUCCAGAUGCAGACAGCCACCAGAUCUCGCCGGCAUUCGCGAAUUUCGGUCCGCGACUGGCGUUUGCAAACCGGCCAGCGAGCCGAGCUCUAAAUCUGGUCUCGAAGCGGUCGAUGUCCAGACUUAA